AUGACGCUCAUGAAGCUGGGGCACAGCUUCCCGAAGGCGGAGCCGGCUCCGCUGGCGCGGCCGCCACUGCUGAAGCCUGCGUCGCUGCAGCUGGUGGCGAGCGCGCCGCCGCUGUCCGCCUACGCCACGCUCGUCGUCCAGCGGCGCGGGCCGCCCCCGCUCAUGUUCAAGUUCGUCCCGCCGUCCAAGUCGAACUUCGAAGUAAAGCCACAGCAAGGGAUUAUAGAGACCAAGUUUCAAAUUGUUGUGGUGCAGCUUAUACCCUCCCCAUGCAAAGAAUUCUAUAUGGAGUCGUGGCGAUUACAGCUGAACGGCUCUGACCAGAACGAGGUUCCAGUGGUCAUGGUAGGCCAGGCGGAGUACCCUGCUGUGGAGGUGGGCGUUAAGAACGUGGUAUCGCUGCCACCUACGUUCCCAGGCUGCCUGCAGAUACUGCGCGUGCCGCUCAGGAACUUCACCAGGCAGGGCGUCAGAUAUUACCUGUGCGUGCUGAACAACGUGCAGACGGUAAAGGUGGACGACCCUUACGGUAGCAUCGCCUCGAAUGAAGUAUUGUACACGACAUGGCACUUCCGGCCGCCGGUGCAGGGCUACUACAAGGUGGCCCUGAUGUGCGAGGUGACAGCUGUCGACAGCCAGGGCACAGCCCUCAGCUGCAAGACCGAGACACCCGUCAUGGCGCACGGAGUCAUCGACCUCACUUACCUCACGUUGCAAGUGCCGUGUUUCUGCGUGGCGCAGGCGUAUCCGGACGUGCUGUCGCUGGGCACGCUUUCGUGGGGGUCGCAAGGUUGUGACAGCCUGCUGCUGUUCAACCCGGGCCGCGCGCCCAUCCACUUCGCUCUGCGCAUGACUGCGCGCUCGGCGCUCACCGUCUCCUCUGACGUCACCCUCACGCCUACCAUCGGUACUCUGGAGGCGGGAGCCCGCCUCUCCAUACAGGUGGUGGUGCGUCCACGGGAGACGGGCCUGCACGUGUUGGAGGUGAGCUAUCGCGUCCGUCGGGGCCCCGACCCACAGGAGCCGCUGCUGGCCAUGCAGGACCAGCCGCUCAGCAAGAUCACCUACUACUGCGAGGUCCCCACCAUCAAGGUAGUGGACAUCCGUGCUGUGGACCCUGGGCCGCUCUACAGCAAAGCUUGUCUCUGGGACUUGCUCGGACUCGAUGAGCUGUGCGAGGUGCUGCGGCGCGGCGAGCCGUGCAGCGUGCAGCAGGUGGACUUGCGGCUGCCCGAGACGCUGGUGGGCAGCGCGCCGCUGCGGCUGGGCUUGCUACUGCGCGGCGCGGGGCGGCUGCCCGCCGCGUGGCGCCUGCGCCGCUGCAAGAUCUGCGACUGCCAGUCCGACAGCGUCAGCGCCGGCAUCUCGCGUAGGCGCAAAGUGCUCCGCUGCCCGCACCGCCACCUACUCGAUCUGCAGCCCCGCGCUGGAUGCCUCACGGUGCAGCAGCAGCAGGUGCUGGCAGUGGAGGUGUGCUACGAGCUGGAAGGCACCACAGAGCUGGUGUGGGAGCUGUCGCUGCCCGCGGGCCGCUCCGUGGUGCUGCGCUGGAGACUCGUCGCACUGCCUCGUCUCGCGGCGAUGCCCACCCUCUACCGCGACGCCUGCUGCUUGGGCCACGUCUACGUAGGGGACCUCAGUCCAGUCGCCCAGGUGGUGUGGCUAUACAACGCGACAAGCAUGAAGGCGGAGUACAAUGUGGACGUGGAGCCGCUGGAGACGCUGGGCCAGCAGCAGGGCUGCCAACUGCUAUCCUGCCUCAACCCCAGAGGGCUGCUGCCUCCCUUCACUCCUUGGCCGCUGCUCUUCCGCCUCGCGCCCACUCAGCUACGCUACUACAGUGAGACUGUGGAGGUGAUGCUGGGGAGCGGAGAAGACGCGAGACGGUGCCUGCUGACGGCGAGCGGGGAGGGCGUGGUGUCGCUCGGUGGCGCCCGCCCUCACAGCCUGGCGCCCGCCUGCUACCUCUUCGACCAGCGGGAGGCCGCGCCCCUGCCGCCGCCCUCGCCCCAUGCACUGCCACCGGCAGCGCCCGCGCCGCCAGUCCGCCUGUCCGCGGACCUCAUCACGCUGCACGCCCUCCCCACCUACGCCACCGCUCACCGCAUCUUCUUCAUCAACAACACCACCUCCGACACCAUCUACUCCUACAAGUGGCAACAGUGA
Schistocerca serialis cubense is the source of this 2166-nucleotide messenger RNA. RefSeq names its product cilia- and flagella-associated protein 65. Lineage: Eukaryota; Metazoa; Arthropoda; Insecta; Orthoptera; Acrididae. The coding region runs from base 1 to 2166 and encodes 721 amino acids. The record is from RefSeq and is a predicted model, not a curated record. The transcript is spliced from 12 exons.